Messenger RNA from Paramecium tetraurelia, 2199 nucleotides. RefSeq lists its product as uncharacterized. The transcript has 4 exons. Gene Ontology annotation, molecular function: protein binding. The record is from RefSeq and is a predicted model, not a curated record. NCBI's taxonomy places the organism in Eukaryota, Ciliophora, Oligohymenophorea, Peniculida, Parameciidae.
AUGUUUGAUAAACUUUGCAUAAGACAUUCAGAUUAAAUUCUUACUCAUUUUUGUUCAAAUCAAUUGUGUCCUCAAUUCCUAACAUUUUAUUGUACACAGUGUGAGAUCUAACAAUGCAAUAAAAAUUAUCAUCUGUAAUAAUUUGACAAUUUGAGCCAUUUCAUCAAUAAAUUAAUUUUGCCUAAUUUCGACACCAAAUAAAUUGACUAUUGCAAACAGCAAAUGAACAAAAUAAUUGGAAAUUUUAAUACAAUCUAAGAAAAGAUAAUAAGCGAUUAUGAUAAGGCAAUUGAGAAAAUACUAGAAUACAUUUAGAAUAGAAGUAGUUCAUUUAAGACUGAAAUCAUAAGCCAAAUAGAUUUCCAAAAAUAAUACAUGAUAGACAAAUUAGCAGAAUUCUAAAAUACAAUCGAUAAACAUUAUUAUGCAUACAAGUAAUCGUACGAUAAAACUAAAUCAAUUCUAAAUGCAUAAGAAAGCAGCGUUCACAUUGAAGAACAUUAUAAAUAAAUUGAUAUGAACUCAUUAUAAGAAUAUUAUAAUGUCUUAUUGAGAAUGCAACCUGAAUUGGAAAUACUCUCAGCAGAAAAUAGUUUGUAACUUACAAAGGAGCAAUAGAUAAUUGAAUCAUUCAAUCAUAAUAUUUACAAAGAGUUUUAGGAUAAAAUCAUAGAAUAUUCAGAAAAUACAUUAACUUUACUUUGGAGUAAAUAUUAUUCUAUGACAUCCAAUAUCCAUUUAUAUGAUAAUAAAACAUAAAGCAUUGCCUAAUCUGAGAUGAUUGAAAACAUUAGAAUAAGCAGAUCCUCAUCAUCCAAUUCCUAUUCUGUUUUUAAUGAAAUCGAUAAUAUCAUAGCCAUGGGUCAACAAUUCAAUAAUAACAAUACAUCUAUCAAAUUAAAAAGCCAAACUUAUGGUUAUACCAAAUUUAAUCUCAUGACUUAAGGACAAUUUAGCAUCAAACCUAAUCAUUUGGAUAAUCAACAACAAUUGCCAAUCAUCACACCCCAUUGUAUUCUAGUAAUUAAGAAUCAAAACAUCAUUUUGACUGCUGGAGAUAGCAAUACAAUCUAUGUUUGGAUCCAUAAGAAAGAGUCUAAUCUAUGGAAGUUAGAAUCACAAUUAGUAUUGUAGAAUAAAGAACAGCAAUAUAUUCAAUGUAUGGAAUUACUCUACAAUCCAUUUAUUAGUGAAUCACGAAACAGCAAAUAGAGUUUUGCAAAUCUAAAAGUUAUGUUAAAUCCUAUUAUUGCCAUUUGUGGUUAAAAUAAUAUCUACAUCGUUUAAUUAGAUAUUAUGACUAAUUAAAUUACCAUAUAAUGUCAAUACACGAUUAAAGACUAAAAGGAAUAAGAAAUACAUACUGUAUAACAGUGCUAAACUAUGGGUAGCUACAAUUACUUCAUUGUUGGUAUGGAAAAAGGAACCAUGCUAAUAUUUAAUUACAUUAUUAGUAUAGACAACACUUUUACUAUAAAAAUAGAUCAAAUGAUCAAAUAACAUAAAGAUUGCAUUACAAGUAUUGAGAUAAUAGGGGAUCAAUUGAUUGCUGUAGCUAGUAAUGAUAGGUCUGUUACCAUUUGGCAAUUUUUUAAUAAUAAACUUAAGUUAUUACCAAUAAAACUCAACAGAUUCUGGGAAGACAUUCCCUGUAUACGAUAGGUUUAUACCAAUUCAUUUAUUACCUUUGAUUCGAAUUAUAAUAUCACAUAAUGGUAUCUUGAAAAUCAAAAUAAAAUUGUUAUAAUAAACAGUCUCUAAUCAAGCAAAAUGAAACAAGAAGUCCAAGAGGCAAUAAUCAUAAAUAAUCCAGAUAAUUCUUAAGAUUUUUGUAUUUUAUUACUCAUUAGAGAAUAAUCGAACAACAAACUUAUUAUUUUAGAUAGAUAUUUCUCAAUUGUAUCAUAGGAAUCUCUGCCUCCAUAAUUUCAAAGCUAUUUGAGUAUUCAAAGGAAAAAGCAUAAUCAUUAUAUUACAAAUUAUAAGAUGAGGAUUAUCAAUGAUUUCGUGCCAAAUAAGGGUUUCAGUUCCUUUAUUGAUGUUAAACAGAAUGAGAAAUAGUCUAAUUAAUAGUAAUAGCAAUCCUUUUCUUAGCAAUAAUAAUUGAAUUAGAAUAAGAAGGUUAAUCUUGCUAUUAUCAACAAUAAUAAGACAAAGCAGCAUUUUAUUGAAAUUUCUUACAUAAUAGGAACUGACUGA